UAUACUCGUACCCGACUCUGCCAAGAUCGUGUCUAUAAAACUAAAAGCCUCCACUUCUAGCCUGCACCAUCUAUCUUUCUACUCACCCGCAGUAAGCGAUGGCGACGCUAGUAGCCGGACUGCCGCAGUACGUGGUCCUCAAAUCAAAGAGGCUAAACAUCUACAUGCACUACAUGUGGAACGACGACGAGUUCGGUGACUUCUACGAGUUCAUCGGCACCAAACGGGCCUUGGAUCCGGUGAGCCCGUUCGUCAAGCUCGAAGUCGUCCCUUCCACCACCAACCCAUCGUCCUUCGUCCACCUCCGCUGCUCUUACAACAACAAGUUCUUCCGUCUUGUCCAAAGGUUGGGAGUGUGGAUGGUCACCGCCACGGCGGACAACCCCAACGAGGACACCUCCGUGGUCGGCGAGUGCACGCUGUUCGAGCCGUUCUUCCCUUCCGACCAGCCCGACACCGUGUGGUUCCGCUACGUGGCGAACCAGGGCCGUCUCUUCUGGUUCAACAACCCGGACUUUCCGGACGAGUACGGGAUGUCGAUCGUCUACUCCCAAGAGGAGCGCUUCACCACGUACUACGACUACGCGCCGUGGGAGUCGUACGAGGACAAGAUGCGGGCGAAAGACGCGGUGAUCCAGGCGCGUGACGUGGAGAUCCGGAGGCUGGCUGCCGAGGUGGCUGACAACGGAGAGGAGAUAAAGACCCUGCGAGGCCAGCUGGCGGACAGGGACGGCGAGAUCGUGAAGCUGGAGGGCCAGGUGGCGUCUUGGGAGGCGUACGUGGAGAAGAGGAAGGUUAAACUGGAGGAUGGGAUGGUGACUCUGCAGUCCGCCGUGGCGGCGGCGUGGGAGGCGUUCCAGGACAACGUCAGCGCCGGGAUUGGGAAGAUUAAAGGUGGUCUUGGUCGGUUCGGUAAGGUACUUAAGCUGCAAAAGGUACAUCAUGGUGAUGACCGCAUGUUACGUACCAUAUGAGUGCUUAAAUUACCAACCGCGCGCCUGUGAAAUAAGUGUCGGUACGGUUAUUAAAUCACUGAGGAAGGGACGAUUGUGAAAUUAGUACAGGGUUUCUAUUAAAAAAUGUCUUGUGUAAUUUUGUUUUUCUACAAUAAAAAUCUGUGUGUAUGUAGGGCCUGCCUCGCCAGUAAGUUGGUGAGAAGAAUAAAGACAAUUUGCUUGAGAGAUCGGUGGAUACUGUUAAGGCAUUCAUGUAAUACUAAAAUUCAGAGUUAAGGAAAAAAAAGGUGCGUUUAACCAUGCUUAGGCGAGACGACGGAUGGCGAAGUAACAGGACACUUACACAUAAUUAGGUGGAUAUCUAUUUUUUAUUUUAUUUCAACCUUUUCAAUAACUCAAAAACUUUACAAGC
Molecule: messenger RNA, 1368 nt
Organism: Linum tenue
Lineage: Eukaryota; Viridiplantae; Streptophyta; Magnoliopsida; Malpighiales; Linaceae
Source: the annotation of a GenBank genome assembly